Molecule: messenger RNA, 2613 nt
Organism: Paramecium octaurelia
Lineage: Eukaryota; Ciliophora; Oligohymenophorea; Peniculida; Parameciidae
Source: the annotation of a GenBank genome assembly
AUGAAUUCAUUUCGAAGAGUAGUAACCAAAACUAAAACUAGUAUCUUUUUGCAUAAGGAGAGCAUAGAUAAUGUGUUAAGAGAACAAUUGGCUGCAUUAAAAUUGUUGUAACCAAAAACUCAAGUACUUAAAAAUUAGUAAUGAAGAUCGUCGAUCAAAAACUAGAACAACGCAAAUAAGAACUCUUAUAUGAAAUGAAUUAAGCCAAUCUAUAGAAAAAUGAGGAUGUUGAUGUGGCAGGCUAUUAAAAGAUCUUGGCUGAAUUGACCUACAUUAAUAACAACAAAAGAUCAUAAAUGUAAGAAGAUAUUAAGAUCAAGAAUGAUUAGUUUAUAGUGAUUCCAGAGGUACAGCUAUAAAAUGAGAUUGAUUAAGAGAUGGAUUGUUAGUAGAUGUUAGAGUAAAGAAUUGAUUCUAUUGAGCAUUCAGUGAGGAUUAUUGAAAAACAAAAUAACUUAAUGAAAGAGUAAAUUGGAUUAUAUAUUAAAAAUGAACCUAAAAUUCAAUUUAAAGAGAUUGAAAACAAAUAGCAAUUGUCCGUAUUUACACAGUACAUUGGCACCAUAAAAAAGGCUAUGAAAUUGGAAAAGGAAUGGUAGACUUAAAAAAUAGAAAAAUUAAAAUUUAAAGCAGAAAAAUCUUAGGCAAUUGCAGACUCAAAUUUAAAAGAACUACUCGAACAUGAGGAUAGAGAGAUGUCACUAUUACUCAAAUAUGAAUAGACUAGUGAUCUCAUUAAUCAAAUAGAUGAUGAAAUUAAAACUAAAUUUCAUAAAAUUGAAGAAUGUGCUGAAUUAUUAGAAGAGUUUGAUGAUAUUGAUAAAUUAAGACUAAUAUUUGUGUUAGAAAAUCCAAAUGAUUUUGAACUUGAUGAGAUUCUGCAACAUGUUCGAAGCCAAUUAAGAUAACCAUUUUCAAGACUUCAAUUGGCUUCCUCUUUAUAAGAAUAUAUAGAUAGAGCAAGAUUCAGUGGAGUCUCAUCGAGAAUGAAGAUAUUUUUCAAAUUUCAUGAUAAUGAUUUGAAUUAUUCAAUAAACUAAUUGAUUUAAGUGUAUAGGAAAUUGCAAUUUCAAGAUGGAACCCUGAGGAAUAGAUAUGAAGAUUUAUUACUAUAAAAAGGACAACUCAUAAAUGAUUUGCUAUUUUUAAAUUAGUUGCAAUUUUAUGAGUUAGAUGAACCUGAAUCUGCACCACCAUAGAUAGAUGAAUAAUUACAUGAGAUGGCUCAAUUCUUCAAAAAUAUUUAGAUAAGACAUUUGUCAAACAACAAAUAUUUUUUUGUUAGAAUUUUUACUAUGCUUACCACGGUUCUAUCUCGAAUUUUAAACUCUUUGUACAACAUAAAAGAAAUAUUGAAAUCAUGUAAUUCUGAUAUGUUUGGACAUGAGUAAAUAAUUAUAUAUGCAUAUUAGGUUUUACUUAAAAUGGACAUAUAAUAAAAUGUUCAUUUAAUUAUCUUAAGUAAUGCAAUAAUUAGAAAAAUAAUAUAAAAUCAAAUUAAUAGCUAAAGAUCCAAGUAUUAGAAAUUCCAAUCAAUUUUUGAAUGCCAUCUAUGAUCACAUAGAGGAAAAACCUUUACGUGAAAAAACCAUAAUACAAUCUCAAUCCAAAUAGACAAUUGAUUAAAUUUUGCCUAAUCUCAGUCCAGAAUCUACUUAAAAAGUAUCUUAAUUAAUCAAUUAAGAUAUAUUCUUAUAAUAGUUUUUUAGCCUAAAAGAUUUAGCUUCACUAGUGGACAAUCAGAGCCAAAACCUAAACGAUUCGGGUGUGAUCAAACUAAUAUAAAUUGAAGGCUAUGAUGUAGCUCAUUGCGAAUUGAGAUCUUCUACCAAACAUUUAUUUAGAGUAAUACAGGAUAUAAUAAUUGAAUGCAGAACUGUAAAAGAAUCCAGUGUUCAAGCUAAGAGUCUAGCCAAGAAGUAUCACAUUUAAGAGAUCAUUGAUAAACAUAUGUCAUCAUACGAGUAUAAAUUCAAGGAAUGGAAGAAAGAAGUCAUCGAAAAUAAAAUAAAAUAAAUAGAACACCAAUUUGAUGAGAUAUCAGAGGCUCCAACAACUCCAGAAGUGAAACUGAAAUCAAGUAAUGUAACAAACAGUACUCAUGUAACAUCUUAACCAUCAAAAUUAACCUUUCAUAGUCAAUUGACAAAAGAAUCUACUUUGCUAACUCCAACUUCAAAUAAUCUAAGAAGAUAUUUAAACACAGUCGAAUCUCAAAUUCCCCAUAAAAAAUCUCAAAUUCCCAAAGAACCCAUCUUUGCUCAUCUGCAUCAAUAGAGUAGGAAGAUAAUAAAUGAAAAGAUUUCAACUUAAACUCAUCUACGGACUUUUACUCUCUAAAGUAUAGAUUCUACAAGAUAGCAAAGUCAACAAACUAUCCCUCUCAAAUUAUUACCUUCAAUCCCUAUAUUGAGUUUUUCAUAAAAUCUCUUAAAGUAACCAUCAAACAAGGUUAUUUGCAGAUAACAAAGAAAAAGUCAAGUUAUUAAAAAUGAACCUACUCCAAAAUAAGAUAUUAAAUAAAUAAAGAACUUUUCAGAUGUAUAUGAGAAAUCAAAUAAAAAGAUAUAUGAAUUUUUUAGAAAUACAAGUACUAGUGCGAAAAUUAAAUGA